AUGGACAACCGGCCCGCUUCCGAGUACGCACAGCCAGGUUCGCACCACCCAAACACCGUGACCGACGCCCCUUCUGAACAAAAACCCGCAGACCAAAAUUCUGCUGCUGCUGCUCACUACACCCCGCAACCCGAGGUCCGCCCUACGCCGCAAUAUACACCGCAGCCGGAAGUCCGACCCAAUAUUCCGUCGGCCAAUACUCCUCAGUCGGAUUACAGUCUGAACCCUCCGCCGACCGCCCGCUCACCUGCCUACCAGGACUACCUUCACCGUCCUCCCCAGUCCUACGCCCCCAACUCCCAACCCGGUGGUGCGGCAGGUAUGGCUCAAGCAACAAGUCCGUUCAUCAACACCUUGCCUACGGGCCCGCGCAGUCCGCACUCAAAGUCUGACGCGCCCGUUCCUAUAGAUCCUUCGCUUCCGGCCAACAGCCCCACAUACCCUCCUCCCUACUCUCCCUAUCAGCCUCAGGGGCAUGAGAUGGCGCAGUACCAGGGUCACCCUCCUCCGCCUCAGCACAUGUACGCGCGCCCGGAUUGGCCGCAUAGUUAUGGACAACAGCAUCAUGGAUUGCCGGGACCGUAUGCUUCCCCGGCCACAACGGUUGGUUCCACCUUCCCUGUUCCUGCCCUUGCAAGGUCGCGCACUCCAAAGGUCUACUCAUUUGUCCCAAUUCCUGGCGCACAGCAGCACAAGCGUCCUCGUCGUCGCUACGAGGAAAUUGAGCGCAUGUAUAAGUGUGGAUGGAACGGAUGCGAGAAAGCAUAUGGCACACUAAACCAUUUGAAUGCACAUGUGACGAUGCAGUCGCACGGCGCGAAGCGCACUCCGGAGGAAUUCAAGGAAAUCCGCAAGGAAUGGAAGGCUCGCAAGAAGGAGGAAGAGGCUCAGCGCAAGGCUAUCGAGGAGCGUGAGCGUGCUGCCGCUCAGGCUGCCCAGGCCAACCAGGUCGAACCUCCCAACCCCUCUGACCCAUCCCACGGACAGCCGCCGGCUUAUGCCGGUGGAGUCCGCCCGCAACUCCCUCCGAUCGGAUACCAACCCGCGGAUAGCCAAGUUCCUAGCCAGUACGGUGGUCCUCCUGGUAGUGGCAUGGUCUAUCAGAACAAUGCACAGAUGGCCUACCCUCCCAACUAUCCUCACUCUCCCUACCAGAGCGGACCGGUGUACCCGCAACGUGAGUAA
Penicillium digitatum Pd1 is the source of this 1185-nucleotide messenger RNA. The record is from RefSeq and is a predicted model, not a curated record. NCBI's taxonomy places the organism in Eukaryota, Fungi, Ascomycota, Eurotiomycetes, Eurotiales, Aspergillaceae.